CGGCGGUUGAUCAUGCCGAGCAACAAUCGACUGCAGUCGAUGUAGAGAACAAGCUGACAGGCGACGUCAGGCAUCUUAAAACUGGAGACGCAGCGGACGCAGCCAAGGGGGUGAACGAAUUCAUGAAGGUGGGCAUCGACUUUGAGAUUGGCAAGGUGGGAGAAGGCGUGCGGCGCAUUAAGCAAGAGUUUUUGGAGGCGCACAAGUCGGCUCAGAUGGAGUACGACAGCGCGGUCGAGAGGGGCGAGGCGGACGAAGAGAUCGAGAAGCUCAGGCAGCGGCUCGGACAUGCCGCCUCGGACAUGGAGUACGCCCCCUCCCCCCCCCCCCCCCCUGGAACACGAACAUGAUGCCAAUCCGAGGCGUUUGCUUUCGGCAACAGGUGCGUGCUUUAUGUCGAGCGCGAGAAGGCUGGCAGCAGCGAGAAGACGUUCGCCAACGGCAGCUUGAAGCGCGAUUGCGACUCGAGCGGGAAUGUCCUCAGCAAUCGCAUCACCGCUCGCGGGGAGGGAAUGGACCUCGAGGACUUUUGCAAUCACCCCUCGGCUCGGACCGCAAAGCUGCACGUCGCGCAUGUCUUCGCGCUGCGCUUGUACACAACAGCAGCUUUCGCGCGAGUGAACGGGCCCUUUCGCGACCCCGACCCCGACAGGCCAACCCACCCGUUCCCAAUCACAGUACACUACAUCAACGAGGGAAUCAGCAAGCUGCGCGCCGUGGGCGCCGAGGAGGGUGGGCUGGCGCGGCUAGACUUCUGGCGCGGCAUGCAGAACAUUGGCCUUGACGACAACAAGUGCAACUUCCUCAAGGACGGCGGGACGGUCAGCACCACCACAUAAGAACCACGUGUCUGCUGCCUCUAUGUGCUAACCCUGCUCAUCUCCAUCCUACCUUUCCCUGCCAUACAGGAGGUGGCCCCGAUGAGCACGACUAAAGAUCUCUCGGUCGCCGUUGAGUACUCGAUGAGUACUCGGCCGCUCCUCUUCCGCUUGGUCACAACAUCCUUCAUGCAGCGCGGCGCAGACCUGAGGUUUCUCUCUGCGUUCCCUGUCGAAGCUGAGUACCUCUACCAGCCGCUGACUUUCUUGCGACCCACUGGCAAGAGGGUCGAGGUCGAGAUCACCAACAAGGACAUUCAAGCAGCUACUGAGGGCAAGAGAACUCUCCUUGUCGCGUCCCUAACCUUCACUGUCGUGGAGGUCGAGCCCUUGCACUGAGCGGCGCCCGCGUAUGACACGCGUCGGUGAGAGGGCGCCUGUCAUGCUCAUUUAGCGCGCAAUGGCUGUUGUGAGUGUUGUGUGUUGAAAGAGUGGCUGCGCACAACACCCCUAGUCUAGCGGAAAUUUUCGGUGUAUCGUGAAUGAUCGCCC
Molecule: messenger RNA, 1370 nt
Organism: Emiliania huxleyi CCMP1516
Lineage: Eukaryota; Haptophyta; Isochrysidales; Noelaerhabdaceae
Exons: 1
Coding region: 513-839 (108 amino acids)
Source: RefSeq, a predicted model, not a curated record